AUGGAUACCAUUGAGUUAUCAAAUUUAAACAGGCAAUUUCUUUUUAGAAAAUCUGAUAUAGGUUUAUCAAAAGCUAAAUGUGCUGUUGAGUUUGUAAAUAAAAGGGUCCCCGGUUGUGAGGCUGUUGCACAUCAUUGUGCUAUUCAAGAUCUUGAUGAAGGAUUUUAUCGCCAAUUCCACAUUAUUGUUUGUGGACUUGAUUCUAUUGUUGCUAGGAGAUGGCUAAAUGGCAUGCUUAUGACCUUACUGCAAUACAAUGAUGAUAGAAGCUUAGAUCAAAGUAGUGUCAUUCCUUUAGUAGAUGGUGGAACAGAGGGGUUUAAAGGCAAUGCAAGAGUUAUUUUGCCCGGUAUGAGUGCUUGCAUUGAGUGCACACUUGAUCUAUAUCCUCCUCAAAAAACUUUUCCAUUGUGUACAAUUGCUAAUACACCAAGACUGCCAGAACAUUGCAUUGAGUAUGUAAAAGUUAUCCAAUGGCCUAAAGAGAAUCCUUGGGGUGGUGCAACAAUACUGGAUGGUGAUGAUCCUCAGCAUGUAGCAUGGGUUUUUGAAAAAGCACAAGAGAGAGCUAUGAAGCAUGGGAUUACAUCUGUUACAUACAGGCUAACUCAAGGUGUUUUGAAAAAUAUUAUUCCGGCUGUAGCAAGUACAAAUGCAGCAAUAGCUGCAACAUGUGUGACAGAGGUAUUCAAGCUAGCUUCAUCCUGCUGCACUAACAUGAACAAUUACAUGGUACUCAAUAUGGCCGAUGGUGUAUACACAUAUACAUUCAAUGCAGAAAGAAAACCAGAUUGUGUAGCUUGUAGUAACACAACUCGUGUACUGGAUAUUAAGCCAGAUGCAGUUUUGAUGGACAUUUAUGAGAAACUGAAGGAAGAUCCUGCUUUCUUGAUGAAAAGUCCAGGUAUUACUACUGUCAUAAAUGGUCGUAACAAGACUUUGUAUAUGCCUUCGAUCAAGAGCAUAGAGGAGAGGACAAGAGAUAAUUUAAAGAAAAAAAUUACUGAAUUGGGACUCUACAAUGGAGGGGAAAUUCUUGUUGCUGAUGUUACAACACCAAAUACAAUUUCAAUAAAAUUAAAAUUUUCUGAUAACAUAGAUGUUGAAAUGUCAAGA
Iphiclides podalirius (scarce swallowtail) is the source of this 1116-nucleotide messenger RNA. Lineage: Eukaryota; Metazoa; Arthropoda; Insecta; Lepidoptera; Papilionidae. The record is from the annotation of a GenBank genome assembly.